Molecule: messenger RNA, 686 nt
Organism: Cladocopium goreaui
Lineage: Eukaryota; Dinophyceae; Suessiales; Symbiodiniaceae
Source: the annotation of a GenBank genome assembly
AUGUCAUCGUCCCCGCCCAUCGAAGUGCCAGAUGGGGAUGAAGCCGAGAAGGCUGAUGGACCUCAACCACCCAAGGAGCCGCCCCCGGUGAAUUCCUACUUCUUCCGACGCGACCGCUCGCGUCACCGACGGCACCGCUACGAGCGCCAUGAUCGGCGCGACCGCUACGAGCGCUACGAGCGCUACCAUCGCUAUCGCUCGCGCUCGCGAUCCCGCGAGGCCGAUUUGCGGAAGGUCAGCGGCAGCCUCUGCCGUAUGGUUCGCUAUGAAGAACACCGACCGGAAGGACUGGAUGUGGACGAUGAGGGACGUGUCAGUUUGAAUCAGCUCCUAAAGAUCACCAAUUUCCAUGAGAAGACCCUCUUGAAAGCUGUCAGGGAACAUCAAUAUCAAGACCGCAGCACCGGUGCGUUGCGCUUUUCUCUCGAACCUACUCCUGAUGGUAAAGACAUGGUGAUCCGUGUGUAUCCUGGGCGUCAGCAAGGAAACGAGAACUGGUCAAGGUGGACUCAAGAGCCCUCUGGCAUGUCGGCCAAGGCUGAGGUCAAGGAGGAGUCUUGGGAAGGACGUUGGCGCCAAAAGAGUUGGUGGGGCCGGUCGUGGGGCAAAGGCCAGAUUGCCUGGAUGCGGUGGUCAAGGGCUGAUGACACCAUUUCGAGUGGAGAAAUAGAAUCCAUGAUGUCACA